Bactrocera oleae (olive fruit fly) is the source of this 622-nucleotide messenger RNA. The record is from RefSeq and is a predicted model, not a curated record. NCBI's taxonomy places the organism in Eukaryota, Metazoa, Arthropoda, Insecta, Diptera, Tephritidae.
UCCCAGGAAAGGAUUGGAUACACCUACAGGCAUCCACAUACGAAAUACAGGCUAUAGUCCCCAAAAUCCCUUGACGGAUAUUCAAAUAGAUAUGGAUACUGAAAUGCAUUCCACCCCAACGCCAACAAUGCGAUCGGCCAUCACUGUGCCUCGCCUUGGGAUUAUGCCAACCGCGGCGCCCCGAACACCAGCCGCAACCGCACCGUCAAGCACCGCUCGUAAUAGUAUUCGAGCAUCCGCAGCCGUUCCGUCUCCACCUGAGGCGCCCCAUCGCAUCCGAUGCCCCCUUUGUUGCCCCCCAGUUGCAGCACUGUGGGCUCUUCAAGGGCAUGUCGCCGACACAACGCUAGCAGGUUGCCCAGGCGCAUGGGCAUUGCAACAAUUGUCUGGCACAUACACACACGACGCAGGAAUGCGACUCCGGUGCUUUGUGCCAAAUGUGUGGCAGGCAGCAUCACACGUUGCUUCACCGUACUCCGAGGCGAGAGGUCAGUUGGCAGCCUGCCCCACGGAUCCGCGGUGCAAACCGACCGCAGCAAGCCAAUCGUGUGGCACGUCGCCAAAGAGCGGCACCCCGAUCGGAGUCCCGUCCAUGGCGUCAGCACAACGUAGCACCGACUAG